GCAAAGUAAUAGUUCUGUCAUUCGAUCAAAUUCCCCAACAACAACAUCUCAGAUUAUGGCCAGAAAGAAAAGAAGAGGGAUUAUAGAGAAAAGGCGCCGUGAUCGUAUAAAUAACAGUUUAUCAGAGCUGAGGCGGCUUGUGCCAACUGCUUUUGAAAAACAAGGAUCUGCCAAAUUAGAAAAAGCGGAAAUACUGCAAAUGACAGUGGAUCAUCUGAAGAUGCUGCAGGCGACGGGAGGUAAAGGUUAUUUUGACGCUCAUUCCCUGGCCAUGGAUUUCAUGAGCAUCGGCUUCCGGGAGUGCUUGACGGAAGUCGCGAGGUACCUGACUUCGGUGGAAGGUCUCGACACGUCUGACCCCCUGCGCGUUAGACUCGUGUCUCACCUGAGCCCCUGUGCCCCCCAGAGGGAAGCUGCCGCCAUGACCUCCUCCAUGGCCCACCACCACCACCCCUUGCACCCUCACCACUGGGCAGCCGCCUUUCACCACCUCCCGGCCGCUUUGCUGCAGCCGAACGGACUCCACGGCUCC
Messenger RNA from Pelecanus crispus (Dalmatian pelican), 532 nucleotides. The record is from RefSeq and is a predicted model, not a curated record. NCBI's taxonomy places the organism in Eukaryota, Metazoa, Chordata, Aves, Pelecaniformes, Pelecanidae.